CUCCCCCUUCCCUGCGCUCCAUUUUUCUCAGAUUCAAUUUCCGAUCAUCACCAUGACCACUGUUCUUUCCGUUAAAUUCACACCCAUCUCACUACCCGCUCAGCUCAGCAGAAACUCGAGAAAUUUCUUCUGCAAACCACCCUUGUCGCUGUCGUCCAUCUUCAGCCGCAGUUUUACCGCCAAAGUUCGCGCUUCUUCCACCGCCUUCGUUGAGGCCAAACCCGAGGAUCCUAUUGUGGUUGAGAAGGAAGUCGGUGCGGGCAUAAAAAAUUUAGCUUGUCCCAUAUGUUAUAACCUACUAACAUUGGAUGGCCCGGCUCUAUCCCUAGCAACUUCAGCUGGGUCUAGCUUACAAUGUAACACUUGCAAGAAGACUUAUUCUGGGAAUGAAUCGCAUAUUGACCUCACGGCUGCUAGUGGGUCCAAACAAUAUGGGGAAUAUAUUUCCCUCACCACUGAGUUUUUCAGGCUUCCAUUGAUAUCAUUCCUCUAUGAGAGGGGUUGGCGUCAGAACUUCAUAUGGGGUGGUUUUCCGGGUCCAGAGAAAGAGUUUGAAAUGAUGAAGAAUUAUUUAGAGCCAGUUUUAGGUGGAAAUAUCAUUGAUGCUAGCUGUGGUAGUGGGUUGUUUUCAAGACUUUUUGCCAAGAGUGGACUGUUUUCGCAUGUUGUUGCUCUGGAUUACUCUGAGAACAUGCUGCAGCAGUGCUAUGAAUUCAUUGAGAAGGAAGAGAACUUUCCCAAAGAGUACAGUAUCCAAGCUUUAACUUAAAUCAUGCCUUCUAUUGGAUAAAAUCUCCAUGAUAUUGUCUUUGACUCUUCAUUCUAUUAUCUGGAUAUCAUCUAUGAUGGAAUUCCUUUUAUUUAAUUCGUUUUGAAGGAAAAUUACCUUGGUCAGAGCUGACAUCUCUAGGCUUCCUUUUGCUUCAAGUUCAGUUGAUGCUGUGCAUGCAGGAGCAGCUAUACACUGUUGGCCUUCACCGACAACAGCUGUAGCAGAAAUAAGUCGAGUUCUCCAACCUGGGGGAGUAUUUGUUGCUACAACCUACGUACUUGAUGGACCGUUCACCUUUUACCCAUUUGUAAGGAUCUUACGGGAGAAUUUGACCGCAAUCUCAGGCAACCAGAUCUUCUUAUCUGAACGUGAACUUGAGGAAGUCUGCAGAACCUGUGGACUAGUUGAUUUCACCUGUACGAGGAAUCAACUUUUUGUGAUGUUCUCUGCCAGAAAACCCAAUUAAACAUUCGUUAUAUCACUCUGUAUGACAUCCUUAAAAGUAAUUAAAACCUUGGCUUGGAAAGCCAGAUGUAUAUAUGAUAUAUUUCACGUCUUCCAAAAGUACAAGUCUGCAUAUCUUUUGUUACUCUUUGAUCUGUAUAGUUGCUUUUUAAUUUGUUUGAGCUGACAAUCAGUCAUGAGAUGAAUAAUGUUUACCAAACUGAGAUCCUCAAAAAAUAUUUUCAAGCUUU
Messenger RNA from Rubroshorea leprosula, 1467 nucleotides. NCBI's taxonomy places the organism in Eukaryota, Viridiplantae, Streptophyta, Magnoliopsida, Malvales, Dipterocarpaceae. The record is from the annotation of a GenBank genome assembly.